AUGGACACAGAAGAACCGCCCGGGAAGCCGCUGCGGCAGAGCAAUGGACCCUAUCCCUCUUUUGAGGAACGAUGCACCUUAAGCAUUCCUUUGCCUCAGUUUGACUCAGAUCUGGACCUCAUCACUCCUCUCGAUUCAGAAACAUUAAAUGAUGAGACCCGUCGGUGCUGGAACGUUCACCUGGAUGUGUCCGGACUCAGAAAGCAAGUAUCAACGGCGGGGCCUCCAUAUUGGGACUGGGGUGACUUUGAAUUCGGUUCCGAGCAGAAAGUGAAUGACGAAGGCAAGGUGCCCAUCACUUUGCAAGGUUACAGCGAAGCUAAUGAAACGUUCAAGUGUAGUCGCCCCGCUCCCUACUUAUUCUGCAGACUACUUUUCAUGGAUUGA
Endocarpon pusillum Z07020 is the source of this 387-nucleotide messenger RNA. RefSeq lists its product as uncharacterized. NCBI's taxonomy places the organism in Eukaryota, Fungi, Ascomycota, Eurotiomycetes, Verrucariales, Verrucariaceae. The record is from RefSeq and is a predicted model, not a curated record. The coding region runs from base 1 to 387 and encodes 128 amino acids. The transcript has a single exon.